Messenger RNA from Rubroshorea leprosula, 1742 nucleotides. The record is from the annotation of a GenBank genome assembly. Lineage: Eukaryota; Viridiplantae; Streptophyta; Magnoliopsida; Malvales; Dipterocarpaceae.
AGUGUAAGUGGUGUGUAACCCACACCCAAGAAAAUAAAAAUCCGACCCGACAGGUCCAUAUUAUAUGAUUUUGAUCUUGAUCUCUCAUCAAGGGACGGGAAGUCACCGUCGGAGGUCUGAUGAUCGCAUCAGGGGCGCAGUCUUCCUUCCUUUAGCCGCUGGUGCAGUUGCAGUGGUGGUUUUUCCUUUUUGAGUUUGUGCAUUUGGUGAAUCUAAAACUGUAAAAUAUGUCAAAGCCCUCUGCUUCAAGGGUAAUCAAUGGCUUCCUCCUCCUCAGACUUCACCACAAUCACCAUCAUCUAGUCAACCCACUGUCUCCCCCACUUCGCAUCGCUUCUCAUCUCCACCCAUCAAAUGCACCUCUUUUCCCAUCAACGCGCCAAACCACCACCCAUUUUUCCACACUUCCUUCCCCUUCCCCUUUUGGGAAUCUACUUCGCCCUAAUUACCCAUCUGGGCUCAGGUUUUUCUCAGUCAAGUCACCGGACAAGUUCAAUGGGGGUUUUGCUAAAAGGAUUUUCGACAAGCCCGCAAAGGGUAUCGCCUCUACCUUUGCCAGCUACCGCCAGGCCAUUGGAUUGCAAUUUGAAGCGUUUUGGAAGAGCAAUUACCUGGUUCUCCUGGGAGCCGGUGGACUACUCCUCUGUGCUUUGCUCUGGAGGAUUAUGUUCGGAAUUGCCAACACUUUUGUGGGUCUUUCCGAAGGAAUGGCCAAGUACGGCUUUCUUGCCCUCUCAUCUGCAAUUGUUGCUUUCACUGGGCUAUAUUUGCGCUCAAGAUUUGCAAUCAAUCCCGAUAAGGUUUACAGAAUUGCAAUGAGAAGGCUUAAUACAUCAGCUGGGAUUCUUGAGGUCAUGGGUGCACCUCUAAUUGGAACAGAUUUAAGAGCCUAUGUAAUGUCUGGGGGUGGAAUUACUGUGAAGAACUUCAAGCCGGCACUUAGAAGUAAACGGUGUUUUCUCAUUUUUCCCAUACAAGGUUCUGAGAGAAGGGGUUUAGUCAGUGUUGAAGUCAAGAAUAAAAAGGGCCAGUAUGAUAUGAAACUAUUGGCAGUUGACAUCCCAAUGGCAUCAGGACCUGACCAGCGCCUAUACCUGAUAGGUGAUGAAAAAGAGUACAAGGUGGGUGGUGGAUUAAUCGCUGAGUUGAGAGAUCCAGUGGUGAAAGCAAUGGCAGCAACCAAGGAAUUUGAAGAUCUUGACCAAAUUGAGGAAGAGGAGGAUGCUGAACGAGAACUUCAGGAGGCAGAGAGAAAACGCCUUGAAGAAAUUGAAAAACUUGAAAAAAGUGGCUCUCAGUGAUAUUUUGAUGAGGAUAUUUUAACUGUUGAUGCAGUUUUUUGUUGGAGAUUGUUGAAACAUGCUGAAGGUUUUGAAAUUCUCAGAUAUAAAGAGUUGACCUUGGAGUCCCUUGCAUUGCAGGUCCUCUAGAAUUAUGUUCUGCAAGGUUUUACUUACCAUGACUGUUUGUUGACAUUUUUGGGAUUGGGAACUUAAUGGUUCUACUGCUUGAUUUGAGGGUCGAGACAAAUAAAGCCUACAAUAUGGGUACCGUGCAGGAUGCAAAAUUUAAUUUUUGACAUUCAGUGUUAAUAGUUGCUAAAGUUUAAUCUGAGGGAACUUUGCAUUUUCUGUUACAUGCCUUAGCAGCAAUUUCUAAGGUACUAACUGUGAGCGAACAAAUCAAAUCUUUUAGCCAGUUGUUUUAGUUUUUGAUUCAUAUAAUAUAUGUGCAGGCUGGAU